AUGGGAGGGGUAGAAGAUGAUGAACCACCCUCAAAGCGUGUAAAAGUUGCUUCAGAAGGAUUGGCAAGUCUUUCAAAUUGUUUACCUUGCAAAGUCAACAAGCCCAGCAACCCUUUGGAAGGUUCAAUGGCCAAGCCUCUUCCUUCUGAAGGGAAAGAGGAUAUGGUUGGUUCUAAAGGUAUCAUUAGAAGAGUGGAAUUUGUUCGGAUUAUAACAAAGGCUCUUUAUUCUCUUGGUUAUGAGAGAAGCGGAGCCCUUUUAGAAGAAGAAUCUGGGAUAUAUCUUCACUCAUCUAUUGUCAACGAGUUUAGGAAGCAUAUUCUGGCGGGAAGUUGGAAUGAAAGUAUCUCCACACUGAAUAAAAUUGGAUUAACGGAUGAAAAGAUCCUGAAAUCUGCAUCUUUUUUGAUAUUAGAGCAGAAACUUUUUGAACAUUUGGAGAAUGGUAGAUUCAUGGAUGCAUUGAAGACUCUGAGAAGUGAAAUCACUCCCCUUCACAUCAGUGAAAAGCAAAUCCAUGAGCUUGCAGGUUGCAUUGUUUCUCCAUCUAAAUUUGCACUACGUACUCUGGAAACUCAGGGCCUUGAUGUGGCCAAUUCACGUUUGAAACUCCUUGAAGACCUACAGAAGUUGCUCCCCCCUACUAUUAUGAUACCAGAAAGGAGGUUGGAACAUUUAGUUGAGCAGGCACUUAAUGUGCAGCGAGAAGCAUGUUUUUUUCACAAUUCAUUGGAUAGUUGCCUAUCAUUAUAUUCUGAUCACCAAUGCGGACGAGAUCAGAUUCCUUCGCGAACAACACAGGUCAUAAUGUAAUCUCAUCAUUGAUUUUGAUGACAGUCUAUACUUUCUUUUCGUUUGGGUUACUGUUGCUCAUCAAUUCAUCACUGUUUUUGGAUUGUCUUCUGUAACUCUUAAUCAGAUCUUCUUUGCUGCAUGGUGCUGAAAAGUUUAAUUUUGAGAGGCUAAACACCAGUUUAUGGAACAACAUUGAUGACAUUUUGAGCUAUUUCAUCGUUUGCUUACAAUUUUUGUGAGCAAAUAUUUUUAAUUAUAUACCUAAUCCCAUGAUUUGAAAAUAUUUAAUCAUGAUCAAUACUAAAAAAAUCAAGUCUUAAAAGAGUAUAUAAAAAUCUCAACUGAAUAAUAAAUGAGAAUAAAUUUGAAAUCUAACUAGGAAGAAAUGUUGCUUUCCGUAUAAUGACAACGUCAUUGCCUCGUCAAAUCUUACCUUAAAUUCAGUCAGUCUGUCUUAAAAAGUUUAUCUUUAUUUUCCCAUUAAUCAUUCUAUUUAUGCCUUCAUGGUUCUUGUGGCUGGGCUUUGCAUACCUUUGAAGAAAGGGAGCUUUAAAAUAACUUGACCAGGUCAAUUGUCUUUUUCACAGAAGGAAAUAUUUACGUUUUAGUUUAUCUGUACUCUCAGACCUCGCAAUUAGACUGAUUAUCUCUAUUAUUUUUAUUUGCAUGAAUGCCAAUCGUAUUAAUGUUUGAUUAGAGGUGCUCCUGGUAAAUAAAGAAAUUAAUCCUGAAUUCAGUGCAUUUUUCUCAGAGAAGUCAGAUCUGGGUGUCAUUAUGGAGGUUUAUAGUCUUGACAUUAGUUCAUUAAGUGUCGUGGUCAGCAAUUUGUUUUUACAAUAGAAAUAUGAAAACAUGCAGCUUUUGAAAAAAAUAAAAUAAAUCAUAACUGAGAUUAUUGUGACAGGGUGUAACUGAACUUUCUCUCCUUGUGGAUAAAGUUCCUUGAACGCUCCCAUGAUCUUCGUAGAUUUGUAUUCCUCAGCUUGUUACAAAGCAUCCACAUCUAACAUGAUAAGAAAUAUUUACUGUUGCGUAUGCCCUUUGAAAGUCAUUUUUAGAUUGUAGGUGGGUCGGUAUUGGCUUACUAACUAAUUCCUGGAAAAUUAGCUUUCUUUGGCCAAUGGCUCUUCUCUUGAUAGACAGAAAGUACUCUUACUGGGAAUCGUAUUUGUUGAAUGGAGGUUAAGAAAUAAUAGGACAUCCAAAAUAGAUAUGAAAUAUGGAAUAUGCUGUAGUCGUAGGUAUCCAUGUAGACAGGACAAAUGGAAACGGAUGACAUCUUCAAAUGCACUUAUUGGAGGUGAUUAGGAAUGGGAAUAGCUUUUUGAAUUCAGCUUUUCCCUUGGUAGAUGGGAAUAUUAAAUUUUCGGUCUUUCUACCUUACCAUGGUAUUUAUAUUUUUUUCUCCCUCUCCAUGGCUUCUGUUUUGCUACGCGCUUUUUUUUUUAAUAGGGGCAUGUCACCUUCAAAAUAUCUGUGCUAUGCACAUUAGUACUGUUAUGCAUUUCGUAAGUCAUCUGAUUAUUCAAUUCUCUUUUAAUGCAGAUUUUGCAUGCUCACCAAGAUGAAGUAUGGUUUGUGCAAUUUUCAAAUAAUGGCAAAUAUUUAGCGUCAUCAUCUAGUGACAGAUCGGCGAUUAUAUGGGAGGUAAAUAGAAAAGAUGCUAAGAAAGAUGUCAUUUUCUUUCCUCUUUUAUCUUAUUAUGGGCAUGAAAUACCAUAGCUUUCUGUCAUUAAAUCCAUAUGCAUAUUGCUAUUUAAUGGCCCUUAUCGAAUUCUUUGGGUAAAAUCCUCUCUUUAUCGAUGAACGGCUUUCUUUAUCCUUCGUGCGAUUUCGAUUAUGGAUACUACCCACUAGAUCAUCUAGAACACUGUAGACUUUGGAUCACUGCUAUUGAAAAAUGCAGAAAAAUAUUGCUAGAUAAAAGGAGAGUAAAUAGAGAGGAACCAAAAAGAUCCUAACUUACAGGUGGGAAUCAUUUUGCCGGUUUUCAGUGGCUAAGUAUGAAAGACUAUCAAACCCUUGUCGAAAAGAGAAAUUACCUUCAUACCACUAUUACAAUAUUCUAACUUGAUCUCUCAAACUCAUGAUGUGCCGGUAAGAGAUAUCUGGAGUUUGUCAUAUAUAAAUUUAAAGCAUUCGGAAAUAUAAUAUUUUCUGAAGAUAUCAAUCAGUUGCAUGAUAAGAAUAAGAAUCAUAAGAAAAUGGUGCUGGAUUGGAACCGGUCUCUCCUAGUGGGAAUCACUAUUAAUUUGCUUACUAUGCUCAUCAGCGGCUUAGUUAUAGGAAAAAAAUUUGAAAAGGGCACUUUUAUUGUCAUAGUAUGUGGGGGCAUGGGUAAAGAUAGGAUAUCCUAAAUCAGCGAGUAGGCAUCUUGACGAAACUAUCUUUAUUGUAGUUGUGACCUUAGCUCGAUAGUCUAUCUUAGUUGUCGAAUGAGGUACACAAAAAACGGUCAGUAAACAUAUACGAGAAUGAAUAAUUGGUGCGUAAAUUAUCUAUGGCAUUGAAUGGAAACGUGAUAUUUGCGAACACCAAUGAUGUAAUUUGCUCUUUCCCAUUCCUACCCUUUCUCCCAGUCAUCCUGUCCUUUCAUCGGUACUGGUAGUAAUAUUAGAAGAAACAAAAGAGGGAAAUAAAUGCUGCUAGUUGCUUGUGCAAUAGGUAUUUGCCAGCAUAGUUGGUGGCGAUGUCCUUUUUUUCGUACUAGUUUCUUGUUCAUCCUUUCUCUGUUUCAGUCUUCCUCCACCUAAAGAACAACAGGUCAACAGCUACUACCAAUUUUUUUGAAUUUGCAAGGGGCAUUGGAUUUCCUUGAAAUAGGAUCAGUUAUUUAAAAUUAUGUAUUAAAUUAGUUGAUUUCUCAAGUACUGCGGGGCCACUAUUCAAGGGACUUUAAGAGGCUGAGCACCACAUUAUUUAAAAUCGUCCGAUUCGAAGCCAAAUCGGAUGAUCUGUACCAGAAGUGGCCAUGCCGUAUCCUAGAUCAAGUGGAAAUAUUUUUCCUGUUUGAAAAUGAAAAGGUAUAAGAAAAUAAAUAUAGCCAGCUGGAAUUUUGUUAAUGCCACCUGUGUAGGUGUGGGACGUAAACACUUGUCAGGGGAAGAAAUAGUAGAGGAAGAACGGCAUGAGAUGGCGACUGAGUAAGAAAGUGGAAGAAGAUGGAAGACUAAGGGAAGAAGUCCAAAACUUCGAAAAACUGGUGGUUCAGAUCAUUUUGAUCCAGGAACCUCUACUUGUGGACAACAGCAUUGACUAACACGUCAUACGUUUAGUGGGUGAGUCCUACGCAAAACUGUCGUCUAAACGGUUUGCUGUUUCCCUGCCUUGUUGGUGCCAUUGGUUUGUAUCUUAUCAGAAGUAGAAGAGAACACAAGUGAACCUGUGGGCUUCAGAGGAGGAAGAUGAAAAGAACAGAAACUCUGUUUUUCUCCUCCUAUUCACCUUCCUUCGUCUUUACCCACCACUUCAUCCUCUGGUGUUUCCAGCUUUUGCCUCCCCUAUCGGCUUUUCUUCUUUCACUACAUUGUUAUCAAGGGAAUUGGGCACAGUAUGAUAGGUAUUAUUUCCUAAAUGGAUUCAGUUAGAGUAAAUUUUGUAUUUUCAAGUUUCUUACAUUUCUAUUUUCUUCACUUAGGAAACGCCUAAAAAACUACUAAAUUCAAAAUAUUGGUAAUAAGCUAACCUGUUCAAAUCAUGCCAGUCAGGAAAAAUCGAUGCAACCAAACUCAGUUUUGGGCAUUUUCGAGUCAAAUCCUGAGUUGCAUGGUAUGCAGAAUCAGAUGGAUUUGAUUUUGGCUAACUUGCAGCAAUAAGUUCGUACAACAGAGGGGCCUAUUAAUUAUUCCUGUAGACUUCUGGUGAAGAGCGGAGAGGAAAAUUUUGACGUGUGGAACCUCUGAUCUUCUGUGUUUUCUGAAAGUUCAAUGUGACUGCUGAAACAUGUUUUCCUCAGUUUUCAUGAGUUUUCAUGAGUUUUCAUGAGUUUAAUGAAUAUGGCCUUCCUGAGUGUUUGGUUUUCUUUUUUGUGGAAUGUGGUGGAUAAUGAUAGAGAUCUAGUUUGGUGUAUCUAGGUUUGUCAGAUAUAAGUACUUUAAUCUAAUAUCAUCCGUAAUGUUUCUUUAUUUAAUGAGGUCUUGGUGUUUGAAUAGCUUUUAGUUCAGAUAUAAAUAUUAGUUGGUUAACCAUAGCGAUGACUCUUUACUCACCUCUUCAGUUUUUUGCUGGCAGAGGUAGUUUCUCUUCUUGCCACACUAAUCAUUUGUCCUUUUUAAUUUCUGGGGGAAACAAUAUGGAUGAAACUUCCCCGUGUUCUAUAUAGGUUCAUGAGGAUGGUGAAGUAUCACUUAAGCACAGGUUGAGUGGCCACCAGAAACCCGUAUUAAUGGUUGCUUGGAGCCCUGAUGACAGUCUGCUUCUGACGUGUGGAAUGGAAGAGGUUGUAAAGUGUUGGGAUGUCAGCACCGGCUAUUGCAUCCAUGUGUAUGAGAAAAAUGGUCUGAACUUAAUCUCUUGUGGCUGGUUUCCUGACGGAAAAUGGGUUUUUUCUGGUCUCACUGACCAGAGUAUCUGCAUGUGGGACUUGGAUGGCAAAGAAAUGGAAUGUUGGAGAGGACAACGGACAAUAAAGAUUGCAGACAUGGCUGUCACAUCUGAUGGCAAAUAUGUUGUUAGCAUUUGUAAGGAAAGUGCUAUUCUUUUGCUUGAUAGAGAAACAAAGCUGGAAAAGUUCAUUGAGGAGGAACAUGUAAUCACAUCAUUUUCAUUGUCGAGAGAUGACAAAUUUCUACUGCUUAAUCUUGUAAACGAGGAGAUUCAUUUGUGGAGCUUAGGCGAUCUAAAACUCGUUGCCAAGUACAGAGGUCACAAAAGAACAAGGUUUGUAAUAAGAUCCUGUUUUGGAGGUUUCGAGCAGGCUUUCAUAGCAAGUGGAAGUGAGGAUUCACAGGUAUGAAUGUUCUCCUCCAUGUUGACUACCCAAGAUAUUUAAGCUUUAUUUGAUGAAUAAUUUCAAUACGAAUCUUUCUGCGGUUUUUAGUUCACCGAAAUAAUUGUUUUUCCGUCGAUUUCGUCUGAUUCGGUUUGCUGAAACGUGUGGACUGUAAAGAAGAGUUUGAGAAUCCAGCAGUCGAAACCGUCUGCUAAAUUCAUGAAUUCUGCCUGCCGGGGUGAGUACAUGUGCUGAUCCAACAACAUGAGGACCACUGAGAAAAAUGGAAUGAAGAAUCCUUGUAAUUCACUCAAGUUUACAAUCGCAUAUUGGGAAUUUUGCUGCUUUUGAUCUCAGAUCUCGGUUAUACACUUUACAUCGUUUGCAUGAUGAAAUAUUUUAUUUGGAGUUUUUCUCGGCAACGCAAAGGUCUCGUUCCUGUCAGAAAAGCGUGCAUGUGUUCCGAUUGUCUCGUCGAGUAUUGCAAGCGUUUCCGUAUGGCUCUGGCAAGAAUGUUGCUGGGCUUCUGCUAAAACCUUGUGCUAUUUUAUUUUAUUUUAUUUGGUUUGUUUGUCUGUGUGUGUAAGAAUGGCGUUGGCCCGGGUUUUGCACGUAGUUUUGGACCUCAACCCCACUGCUCCGAAGUCAACCUGGCUUCCAGUUUCUUUUGCCAAGUUUAGUGGGCAUUUAACCUUAUUAGCUCGUACCGUAAAUCUGCAGGUGUAUUUGUGGCACAGAAGCACAGGGGAGUUCAUAGAUGCGUUGGCUGGCCAUUCUGGUGCGGUUAAUUGUGUCAGCUGGAACCCAGUAAACCCACAUAUGCUCGCAUCCGGCAGUGACGACCGAACGAUUCGGAUAUGGGGAUUACAGAGGGGGGCUAACGUUAGGCACAAGGACACGCUGAGCAAUGGCGUUAUCCAUUGCAACGGAAAUAGUUAA
Messenger RNA from Spirodela intermedia, 6664 nucleotides. Lineage: Eukaryota; Viridiplantae; Streptophyta; Magnoliopsida; Alismatales; Araceae. The record is from the annotation of a GenBank genome assembly.